AUGCCAAUUCCCGGCUUAUUUGGACGCGCUCAUGCAGCCUCUGAUCGCGAAGUACAUCGCAAAAUGGAAUAUACGAAGCAGUCAUGGCUCUCUUGGAGAUCUCCUUCCUGGUAUGCGUGCUAUCCAACUUUGGACACACUUGUUUGUCUCUGUGUGGGGAGAAGGGCGAUCUACAUGUUUGAGCGAAAGCGCACCUUGACGCUUCUUCAAAGCUUGCCAGACUCUACAUCAACUAAUGAGCCAGAUCACGAUAACCAAACCUGGGCUGACAGAGUCGGUGGCGAUAUUGUUGGUGAGAGAGAGCCUCCCCGCAGUCUUAUUCAGCCGUGGAAGGAACCAGUCUUCGGCAUCAAGUUUAGAUACAGACACUCUCCACAAACUUCAACCUCAUCGAUUGGCAGUGCUACCCCCUCCAUAUCGUCACGCUUUGGCGGCAGAAGCGACAGCUCAAACUCCAGCGUCAACUCGUCGACUUCAGUUCCUCAUGACACUGCCGUGGUGGCUCAUCAAGUCAAUAGUCCAGUCCCACACAAUAUGUCUUUGACAACUCAAGCAGCUCAUCAGGACUUAUCUGGUCUCGACGCUUCUUCGGAACUUCCGACAAUGCCCAACAAUCAUCAUCCGAAUCGUCCAUGUUCCAUCCCUGAGAAUCAGCGCCCAGCAUCUUCGGUUAGCUCACCACCCCAGGUUGUCCUCACUCGAAAUGGACGCCCUAUGAUCAGCCACGAGACGAAGGUGAAGCAAAUCGAACAAACCCAUACAACCAAGGCCGUACCGAAAUUGAACUUUGCAGAGGGACUACAGGAGCUCGGGCUACCUCUCAUGGCACGCCGAGAUAUCACUGCUGAAUUCAAACUAUGCCCAUCAGACACCUCCAACGUCUCAUCAUAUGUCAGCUUCCCACAGUUCUCCCAAAUUUGGGAUGGACCUCAAUAUCACGUCACGUCUAUGGACCCCAAAGACACUGUAGCUCGGUGGGUUAAAAAGAAUGGGUUAGCUGACAAGACAGCCCUCAAACCUAAUAUGGGUAGACUGCAUGAACUAAGACAUGCUGAUGAUGAGGCCAUUGCGGUAUGGUACGCCGGUACUCGGGCCAGGGUCCUUAAGAGACGAGCUGCUAGAGCAUCCAGUAACAAAACAGCAGCCCAGGGAGUUGCCGUCCACGACAUCCCGGCCCAGGAAGAUAUCAUUAACAACAUCCAUGUCCAGAGCCAUGCUGUCAACGAUGUGCCGGUUCAGAGAGAUACUGCGAACAAUGUGCCGGUCCAGAAAGAGGCUGUUCGCCGAGUUACAUUUCAGACAGAGCCCAUCAACACCUCAAUUAUGCUAACAAAGGCCCCGCCCUCUCGACAUGCUGCGCCAGCUAAACCUGCAAUCGGAAGAAAGAAUACGAGUGGAAAACAAGCGAUCAAUGCAACGACAGAAUGGUAUCGAACCAAAAUGGCCAACGAAGCAAAUGCCGCGUUCGAGAAGGCCGAAGCAGCUAAGGCUCACAAAGCGGCAGCAGCAGUGGAGCGAAGCAACGCCCAGCAAUCACCUACAGACCCUGCUCAGGUAAAGCCAGCUAGGAAUGUUUACGGUCCCUCUCGCAACCCGUCUACUUCAGCCUACCAAGCCGAAAUGGCCCGCCGGGCAAACGCCGCAUACGAGCAAACUCAAGCAGCUAAUGGCCGCCCCAUAGCGCCGGCAAUGCAACGAACCAAGGCCAGACGCCGAUCACCUAUUAUCCCUACUCAGCCCAGGGAAGCGCCCAAGGACGAACUCAAGAUGGAACCCAAAGAAAUUCCCAAACCAAAAUCAAUAACUCUACCUUCUCGAGAGGUAUCCCGCCCACUUAAAUUAGCUCGUCCCAUUCGUCCAUCAAGCCCAACCCAUCACGAAUUGGUAAUGUAUGAGAGAGCCGUUGCGCAAUAUAUGAGUAGCCCUACCGUGCCUAAAAAGAAGGUGCAUGAGGACUUACUUAAAACCCUCGUUGUGGCUUUGGCUGGAGAGGACGAAUACAAUAAACUAUUGCCAGAGCCGGAGCCUGAGCCGAUGCAAGUGCGCGAGGCUAAGAAAACCCUUAAUAAGAAGAAAUCCAAGCGUAGCAGCCGCAAGUACGAGAAAGAAGAAGGAACGGAUUUUAGCGAUCUCGACCUUGAGCCAUGGAUCGUCGAGCCCUGA
Messenger RNA from Venustampulla echinocandica, 2163 nucleotides. RefSeq lists its product as uncharacterized. The coding region runs from base 1 to 2163 and encodes 720 amino acids. The record is from RefSeq and is a predicted model, not a curated record. The transcript is spliced from 4 exons. Lineage: Eukaryota; Fungi; Ascomycota; Leotiomycetes; Helotiales; Pleuroascaceae.